AUGGCAAAGUGGGGAGUCGAGAUACGCCCCCAGUACUCGAGUGUGGCCUCAGCAGUGCCGGGGAAAGAGCAGCCAUCAGCUCUCUCAGCUGCGGGCAGCAUUUUGCGCAGGGCAGCCCCGGCUCCCAGUGACCUCCGGUGCUACGAGGGCGAAUUUCCGGGCGCGCUGCCCACGGGUCGCUGUGGCAGCAGGCGCUGUCCAAGCGCGCAGCGCUGCUUUGCGCGCGCGGCCCGGCCGCGGCCCCGGGGCCCGGGGCGGGCGUGUCGGGGCGGGCAGAGGCGCCGGCGCUGCCCCGGCGAGGCGGGGCCGGGCGGCAGCGGCCCGAGCGCGGCUCCGCUCGGCUCCCGUGCGGCUGCCGCGGGGCCGGGGCCGGCAGCGAUGCUGGCCGCGCCGGGGCCGCGGCUGCUGGCCUUGGCCUUGGCCUUGUGGCCGGCAGCAGUCACUGGCCAGGUGUCCUUGGAUCAGCUCCCCAGGGAACAGACCGUGCAAGAGGGAAAUGCAGUCACUUUUGAGUGCAGCAUGAAUGAAGAUGAUAUGAGCAGCUACUACAUGUACUGGUACCGUCAGGGCCCAGCUGGAUCUCUGGAAUGGAUUUACAAGGAGGGUGAUGAGUAUGGAGAAGGUUUGCAAGAUCGCUUUAAGGGAAGAGUGGAGAGCUCCGAGAACUUAUUUUCGCUGCAGCUCCUGGCAGCAGAGCCAGAAGAUGCAGCCACAUAUUACUGUGGAGCAGAACCACCCUGGAGCAGCCCUGCUGCAGAGCGAACCAAAAACCAGCAGAUGGGGAAGACAGAUCACUCAGCAUUUCCUACUGGCAGCUGCUCCCCAGGGCUCUUCUCAGGCAAUGGCAGGUGCAGGAAACAUCCCUCUGGCUUGGUGGCACUAAAAGGCACUGCAGGGAGGGCUGCUAGAAGGGCUGGUACCAUUGAUGGUGCAGGAGGAUCUGUCCUGGGAACUGCACAGGCUGCAGUUUGGGCAAGUGCAGGUUUAGUGCAGGUUGCCUGGGCUCCUGUCCAGCAUGGCCUCAUUUCUCCUUGGUGCCUUGAUAAGCUCAUAUUUGGACCAGGGACGACUCUCACAGUUGUACCAAACAUUUCUAAAACUUCUGACCCUCAAGUCAUUGUGAUGAAAUCAAAGAAACUGGAAGGAGAUGGCAGCACUGGGAAAGCAGCUUGUUUGGCAAGGAACUCCCCUACAAAGAACAUCAGCUUGGAGAUGCCCUCUCAGGAGGUCGUCUAUGAACAGGGCACAUCCAUUUUGACAUCAGAGGGGUUGUACAAUGCAAUUAAAGUGGUCAGGCUGACAAAAGACAUGGAGGUGACCUGCAUGGCCAAAUUCGACAACCGCGCCAUAACAGCACAGCCAGAAGAGGAGCCUGAAGAACCAGUAACAGGGUUUGGGGAACCAAACAGAACCAGGACAGUGUCAGAGGCCAGUGACAGGGUUUGCAACAGCACAGCCCCCUCAGCACAAGACCCUGAAGAGCAGAGAGUGAACAUGCUGUCCAUGGCUGUGCUGGGUUUGAGAGUCCUGCUGGCAAAGAGCAUCGCCUUCAACGCCCUCAUGAGUAUCAAGUUGUUUCUUUCCUGAGACAUGGGGAAUGAAGGCAGGAAGAACCCGAAGAAGAGCAGGAAAGAAAGUGAACCAGCAGAACAAGGGGGUGGAACAAGCAGGGGCAGAGCUGCUGGCAGACACCACCCAGGACACAAGACAGCACCUUCCCCUGAAGACACUGAACACUGUUCACUCCUGCCUGGCCAGCUGAUUUACACUGAAGAGUUUCAAGUGCUUUUGCUCUUUCCUCUCCUCUGACAACUGAGGAGAGUGGAUUUCUCCUCAUCCUCCUGCUAAGCAGAUCUCCCCACUCUUCUGGCAUUUGCACACAAGUGUCCAACCUGCUUCAACAGCUUUGGAAACUCCAGUGCUCACUCUAGAUAGAUGGCCUUUUAAAAGCACCUUUCCCAGGCAUGCUGUGUUUCUGCCUGUGGAACUGGAGAAGAACUGCUGGGGCAAUUCAAGCCCAGUAGCUGCCAUUUGUGGCUUUGGAUUUAGACAGAUUUAAUGAAUGUGUAUUGCAGAUAAGAAGAGCUCUGUAGAAUCUGGAGUGAUUUCAUUCAACCAGAUAUUGUUAAUUUCUUUAUUAAGCCUGUAUUUCUUCUGCCAAAUGUAUUGCAUGUGAAUUUUAGGUUCCUGUAGUAGGCAAAAAUAAAG
This is a messenger RNA of Passer domesticus (house sparrow), 2208 nucleotides long. RefSeq lists its product as uncharacterized. NCBI's taxonomy places the organism in Eukaryota, Metazoa, Chordata, Aves, Passeriformes, Passeridae. The record is from RefSeq and is a predicted model, not a curated record. Gene Ontology annotation, molecular function: peptide antigen binding. Bases 1 to 1587 code for a protein of 528 amino acids. The transcript has 7 exons.